AUGAACCUUGUCGAUGAUUGUCUAUACUACUUGGCACAACAUAUCAAUGAUUUUAACACUUUGUACAAUUGUCUUUAUGUUAAUCAUCUCAUGUGCAAAAGCGUAACUCCAAGAUUAUGGUCUCAACCAUUAUUUGAAACAAAACGAAAAGGUUUGCUGGUUAGGACUUACCUUUCAUGCUUGAAUGAAGAGGAGAAGGCGAACUUGAUUCGUUUUGACAUUAAUCUAUCCGAUGUCAAUCAGCGCCCGUUCCUUCAAUAUGAGAAGUACAUGGAAUCCUGCGACAACCUUGUUCUUGAAGCAGCCGUUUAUAAAUGGCUAAGUCUGACAACAACCAAUCGCAUAUACUGGCAAGAUCUGAGAGUCAAACAGAUCCUACGUGCACUUUGGAAAAUGUUUUUGUCAAGAAGUCAUAAUUUCAAAUCUUUAGUUUAUAAUGUUUCUAGAUGGUCUGAUGUUGAAUUUAAUCUUCCAGAGAGAUCUAUGAUAUUAAGUGCUAAACCUAGUCUGUCAAACCUUCAAGUUUUUAAUUUGUCUAUAAUAAGAAGUUCACAUGGUUGCGAGGGUCCGUUAAAUUUUCUAAAAAGUAUACCUUCUGUUUGCUCAAAUAUCCAAGAGCUGGAAAUUUACAAUGGUGAUUGGGAAAUAGACUCUGAAUUAUUCUGCAACAUCAUCAAAUCCCAGCGCAAUAUCAGGUCAUUUAGUUACAUGGGAAAUACCCUCAAUGUCAUUUCUUCAUUGAAAGCUCACAGAAAUUCAUUAACUAAAUUAGAGUUUUUCGGUUCGUCCAUUGGUUCAUUAGAGACUCUUACUUACUUGGAAUAUCUGGAAUCGCUAGAAAUCAGUGAUUGCACUUUUACCGUAAAUAGUGAUCAUAUUUUGUCUUCAACUUUUCGUAAUCUUAAAGAAUUGUCCUUGAUGAAUAACGAUAUAGAACCGGAUACUGUGGCCAAAAUUAUCAAGAAGGCUGGACACACCUUAAAGAGAUUAAUAUUAGAUGUGAUCACCUCGGAAACUAUGGUAGCAGCAUCACAAUAUAUUCAAGAUAUCGUUUACCUUGGAGUUUCGGUCAAUUUGGAAAUCCCUUCGAUUUUCUUUCUUUGGAUUAAAAAAUUAAGACUUGAACGUUUAAUCUUUUUUGAGAAUUCAAUCAUCUGCACCAAAAAUUUUAUGCGUGAUUUAAGAAUGAGCCUACCAUCAACCGUUACAGAAUUAAUCAUAGAUUCUUUUAAUCCUACUGCAAUCGAAUUAUCGAAUUUUAUGCAAGGUUGUGCAGCACCAUUAAGAUCUCUGGUCUUACGGUUUAAUAGCAAGUGUAUUGAUCUUUACCUUAAAGUACUUGCGGCCACUGUACCCAUGAUGAAAACCUUGGAAACUUUGUCCUUUACAAAUUCGCCACAUGAUCUUAUAUGGAAGGAUUCGCAAAAACGAUACAUUGGUAUUAUAGAAGAAAGUGGUGUUGAAAUUUUGACGCCAAAAUGA
This is a messenger RNA of Acaulospora morrowiae, 1482 nucleotides long. Lineage: Eukaryota; Fungi; Glomeromycota; Glomeromycetes; Diversisporales; Acaulosporaceae. The record is from the annotation of a GenBank genome assembly.